Messenger RNA from Penicillium egyptiacum, 948 nucleotides. Lineage: Eukaryota; Fungi; Ascomycota; Eurotiomycetes; Eurotiales; Aspergillaceae. The record is from the annotation of a GenBank genome assembly.
AUGUUUGCCCGUCAAUGCACUCGUCUGGCUACUUCUCGGACAUCAGUCCCCUUGACUUCCUACCUAGCCCGAGUCCGGGGUUAUUCUUCAGCUGCUGGUAGCUACGAGCACAUCCUCACCUCGACCCCCAAGCCCGGCGUGGGAUUGAUUACUCUUAACCGCCCCAAGGCUCUCAACGCACUAUGCUCUCCCUUGUUCAAGGAGCUUAAUGAAGCCCUGAGCAACUACGACAAUGACAAGAGCAUCGGCGCGAUUAUUAUAACAGGGAGCGAGAAGGCUUUUGCGGCCGGGGCCGAUAUCAAAGAAAUGGCCCCUCUAAGCUUUUCCGCCGCCUACAGCGACAACUUUAUUGCGCCCUGGUCCCACCUCGCCACCUCCAUCCGCACCCCAGUCAUCGCGGCCGUCUCCGGCUACGCCCUCGGCGGCGGCUGCGAGCUAGCCCUGAUGUGUGACAUCCUGUACUGCUCCGAAAACGCCACCUUCGGUCAGCCGGAGAUCAAGCUGGGCACAAUCCCCGGCGCAGGCGGCUCUCAGCGCCUGACUCGGGCGAUCGGUAAGAGCAAGGCCAUGGAACUUAUCCUUACUGGAAAGAACUUCAGCGGUAAGGAGGCUGGUGAAUGGGGUGUUGCGGCGAAGGUUGUGCCAGGUGGUAAGGAGGAGUUGCUUGAGCAGGCGUAUAAAACGGCUGAGACCAUUGCUAGCUAUAGCCGUGUGGCUGUUGUUGCUGGUAAGGAGGUUGUUAAUAAGAGUCAGGAGUUGUCGCUCAAGGAGGGUGUUGAGUAUGAGAGACGGUUGUUCCAUGCGCUCUUUGGGAGCAAGGAUCAGAAAAUCGGUGAGUUUGCGCUUUGCUCUGCUGAGCGGGUGGGUUUGGGUUGGGGUUUGCUAACAAAUGUCCUAGGUAUGACUGCCUUUGCGGAAAAGAAGAAGCCUGAGUGGUCCCAUGAAUAG